This is a messenger RNA of Perkinsus marinus ATCC 50983, 899 nucleotides long. RefSeq names its product uridine phosphorylase, putative. Gene Ontology annotation, biological process: uridine catabolic process. Gene Ontology annotation, molecular function: uridine phosphorylase activity. Bases 27 to 776 code for a protein of 249 amino acids. The transcript has a single exon. NCBI's taxonomy places the organism in Eukaryota, Perkinsozoa, Perkinsida, Perkinsidae. Gene Ontology annotation, cellular component: cytosol. The record is from RefSeq and is a predicted model, not a curated record.
UCUAGUCAGUAUUUCACUACCCUUCAAUGGUGUACGAAGCCCCUCAUCUCAAAGUUAAAGAAGGUUCCAUUCACCCAGUCGUGUGUGCAGUUGGUGACCCUGGUCGUGCUGAGUUGAUCGCUACCAAGUACUGUGACUCGUACGAACAAUUGGCCUUCAAUAGAGAGUAUCGCACCUUCAACGUUCAUUAUCAAGGCGCGGAUUUCACUGUUGCUUCCCAUGGUAUUGGCGGCCCUGGAUGUGCUAUUUGCUUCGAGGAGCUAAUCAAGUGCGGUGCGAAAGUGAUCAUGCGCCUCGGCACUUGUGGGUCAUUGAAACCCGAUGAUAUCAAGCAAGGAGAUCUCAUUGUCACCACAGGCUCAGCCGCUGAGGACGGUGUUUCCCAAUAUUUGGUCCCAGCGGGUUUCCCUGCUGUUUCGGACCCAGCCUUAUGUAUCGCUAUGCGGGAUACCGCCCACGAGCUCGGUUUCGAACGCUGCCACUUCGGCAUCACUGUAGCGGCUGCUUUGUUCUACCCAAGUCCAGCUAAGGAAACCACUUUGCUUUCGCAUGCUGCUGCUGGGGCAAUUGGUGUCGAGAUGGAGAACUCAGCCCUUUUCACUGUGGCUUCUAUCAGAGGCAUAAGAGCAGCCUCUAUAGCUGCGGUGGACGGGUGCCCUUUGAGAUGGGAUGAGGGAGAUUAUGACCCUCAUGGCACUGCAGUGAAAGAGGGUAAGCAUCGUAUGAUUCUAACUGGUAUCACCGUGGCCAAACGAGUUGUUCUAGAAGGUAUAUAGUUGUUCACACAAGUUACCUGAUUCUCAUUUGUCGAGAUGGUUUCAUGAUAGUUGUAGUACUAGUAGUGGGGGCUUGAUGCCUACCCUAUCUAUUUGAAAUAGAUCAUUUCGAAACGAUGGCUG